UUUUCUGUCAGUUCAUUUGUAAACGUUAAUUUGCGCGAUAUUACAAGUUACAAUGGACGUGUAAACGAAAAAUAACGUCUCGACUUUCUCUUAAUUGUAAUUUAACUGUUACAAACGACAACAUACGCGCAACGGAGCAGGGAAAAUAGUGUUAAGCUUGAUACUAAACUUGUGAAAAAUACAAGAUGUCACAUACGUGGAGCACGAUACCGCUUCUUCCUCUGAGGUGCAUACUGGAACACCUCAGCACGGAGGAUGCGUUAGCAGCGAUGUCAGUCUGUCGACACUGGCGGGACGCUAUACAUGUCUAUGAGGGGCACAAGGAUUUACUGAAGCUGAAAGUGAAACAACUAGAGAGGUGCAAGUUCGUGACUCGCAUAUUCAAGAAGAACGUACGCAAACUGCACCUGUACAUAGACUGCAAUGAGCCAGAGAUUGACAAAUUCAUGAACCUCGUGUUCCCACAAUUUUUCGACACACUGAAUCUCGAGGAGAUAUUAUUCAUUGGACCAAGCUACAUGCAACUGAGUAACCAUGUGCCAUUUAUUAAGCUGAAGGGCCGGGUACCAAUCGAGAGCCUGGUGUACAAGAACAUUCAGACCCUGAAGAAGCUGGGCUUCAUGGGAUGCGGGAUGGCUGCGAUGAAGAAUGAAAACGAGAGAUACUGCAACAAGCAAGUGGAGUACUACUCCCGGCCGCUGAAGUUCAACACUGUGCUCGCCAUGGCAGACACCAUCCUCAGCAGCACCAACCAACAUCUGAUGCGGUACUCUACUAUCACUCACAUAAUAGUGGAUUACGAGCAACUGAGCACGUCGUCCCUGGUCACAUUGUCCCAGCUGAAGAGCUUCCGCUACCUGACGCUGAACAUCACGAACAAGAAGCCGGCGCUGCAGCGCAUCGACUGGGAGACCAUGCACGACUUCUACAAGUACGCGCUCCGCGUCACCGUUAAUAUUAUCGCCGUGCCAUACAGGAGGUUCGAAGACAUCAUGCAGAAUGUCCUAGUCGAGGGUCUCCGCCUUAUAUCGCUCAAAGUCAUGUUCUGCAAGUCUCUGUACACGCCCCUACUGUCGCACAUAUCGCGCCUGUACCAGAGCACGCUGCAGGAAGUCAUCUGGGCAGACUGUCCCUACGACUCGUCAGACCCGUACCAUCGCGUCGUCAGGCCAAUGCGACAGGCACAGCCGGACACGUACGCGCACGUGAACCCGUUCGUACUCCUGUGUUGGCAGUGCAUGCAUCUACAGCGCCUCGCUAUACAUGGUUACUGGGUAUGGCAAUACGACUUGCUCGGUUUCGUGCGCCUACGCAAAGGGUUGAUGCAGUUGGAGAUAUCGGCCAUAUACCACAAGCAGGACCGGUUCCACAACAUGCUACAGUUGAGCGAGGAGGGCGCUAUUCGAGUCCUGUGCGGGGACCAACCGCCGCCUGUCGACCCGGAGUAUGUACAGGAGGUGAACGAGUACACGGACUUCAAAUGGCGCCCGACCCCGUGGUCGUCCCUGCACCCGGGGCUCCGCGCCCGCGCCACCAUGCAACAACGCAUCGACUACGUCGUCAGCGAGGCACGCGUGCCCUGCGGAGUGCAAACGUAUACAAACUGAACGAAGAAAGAACUGCACUAGCAACAACGGAAGACUCAUUGCAGCUAAGUAUUAAAAUUUCGAUACAACACCUUGUGAUAAACGGAGUAAAGUCGAAAUUACGGUGAACCGAGGGUAUUGGAUUAGUCUAAGUUGGAUUACCUUAACAGGAAAACCUUUAGUUUUUAAUUUAUGACUGAUAUUCCGAGCAUUUCCUUACGUACCUAUUGUGACUAAUUAUGUGUUCUCAUUAUAAAUAUAUAUAUUUUUAAAUGACUCGAAAACUAAUCCAAUUUAGAUGAAUCCUUAAAUGUUUGAUAGGAAAAUAUACAACCUCUAUAAAGGGUUGUUUUCAAUACUACCUACAUAGGACUAGACGACAAAAUAACAUAUGUUCUAGUACAUUCUACACUAUGUUCUUAGUAUUGAAAACAGCGAAUGAUAUUUAGAUUAAAUUGGUAUGGGCGAUGUUUCAAAUCAAGCUCAAUAUACAUUAUUUAACAUAAUACUCUUAAUUUAAACACUCAAUAACUCUUUUUCUUUACCUUUCAAAUCGUGCCACAGACUUAGUAAAUAAUAGAGAGUACAUGUUAAAUAAUGAUAUUGUAGCUCUAUCUAAUCGUUUCUUAUAUCUUUAAAUAAUAUACCCGUAGUGUUAGGUAAAAUAUAAAAAGUAUAAAAAAAAUGUUUUUUCUGCUCUAUUAAGUAUAAUGAUUAUUAUUAAAUAAAUAAAUAAAUGUGGAAAUUUUAAUUCAAAUUUGGAGCCGAGAAUCAGAAAUGGAUGGCCUAAAAUAAUUCGAAAUAUAUUAUAAUAAUUAUCUGUGUUUGACUAAAUGUCGAUAUUAUUUUGUAGGUGUUAUUAAUUAUUAAAUGUUUUAUUAAAAUAUUAAUAUUAUUAUAUUGAUCGCGUAAUAUCUGUUACCAAAAUGCAAGCGAUCUGAUUGACACUGCUAUCAGUACUUUUCAAAAUAUUUGGGUAAAUGUUGAAUUCAAGCUAAAAUGUGCUCUCUGAUUAGCAACUAUAGAGCUCAUUUUCGUAUUAUCUAUCUGCUAGGGCGUAGAAAAAUCAGUGGUAACAUUCCAAAUGACAAAUUCAACCUUAAAGGAAUUUUAUUAAGGUGUACUUUACUGUGUCACGUUUAUUCAGCUCAUCAAAAUGCUCUCUAGAAACAUAAUCUAAUAAAGACCAAUACAAAAACAAAAGUACUGAUAUCAGAAUUAAAAUAUUUUUAAAAAUACAUACAUACAAACAAAAAAUUAUUAAAAAAAACAGUAUAAAAUAUGUAACUGUGAAAGUUCCUGAUACAAUUUUUUUAUCAAAACAAAACCUACUUAAUAUACAUGGUGAUAUUUAAAUCAAUUUUUCAAAACCACGAGGGUGUAUUUAGACGUGUUUCGUUAAUAGGACACGCUGUAUAUAAACGCUAAGCGUAGAUUCCUCUUUAAUAAGUAUUAAAUGAAAACAAUAUUUCUCUUUGAAUUGUGGACUUAUACAACCUGUGUAUAAAACCUUAUUUUUUAAUUUUCAUAUUUUGUGACAUACAGGAUUUUAUUCUAGAACAGUAGGUACCCUUAGUACGAGUUUGUAUUACGUAUCGGCGCUCUGAUUGGCCGUCUCGAAUAAACCAACCAAUUAGAGAGCCGAACGCGCUUUUGUAUCCAUUACUUCAAACUUAGCGCGCCAAACGUGCUCUCCUUUACAUUUUCGUUUAGUGUAAAGAAAACUCGUACUAAGGGUACACAUCUCCUUUAUAAUUACACUCAGGUACAACUAGUAUUGUAUAAAUUAAUUCUUUUCAAUUUUCCUAGACAAUUUUUUCAACCCAAAUACUUAACUAUAACUGCCCAAAAAGAGAAAAAUAUAAAGAAGUAUUCAUAUAUACACAGGUUGUAUACGCUCACAUUAUUUAAAAUAAAAAUAUAUUAAUCAUUACUAAGUAAAUAAAAAAAUGAAACAAUUUCUAUGAUCGUGUAAGGAUAAAAUGAACAGACAAAGUUUAUACCAAAUUUCUAAUCAGAUAUCGUAAUCAUAUUUUUAAGACUUUUCUUUCCUUUGUUAUAGUGUUUUAUUCAAGACGUUUUGCCGGUAUCAACGUGCUUAAUUUUAUUACGGCUAAUGACGGACAGACAAGAAAUAAAACUAUU
Molecule: messenger RNA, 3731 nt
Organism: Spodoptera frugiperda (fall armyworm)
Lineage: Eukaryota; Metazoa; Arthropoda; Insecta; Lepidoptera; Noctuidae
Exons: 13
Coding region: 186-1607 (473 amino acids)
Biological process (GO): positive regulation of protein ubiquitination; SCF-dependent proteasomal ubiquitin-dependent protein catabolic process
Cellular component (GO): SCF ubiquitin ligase complex
Molecular function (GO): protein binding
Source: RefSeq, a predicted model, not a curated record